AUGGAGAAGGAAUUAAAACCAUUGUUGCAAAGCGAUUGGAUACGAGGCUACUGUGAUGAAAAUGAUGAAAAAGUCCUUAUCUAUGAGUAUUUGUCUAAGGGAAGUCUUGAUAGGUAUUUGAAUGAUACUUAUCUUACAUGGGUGAAACGACUUAAUAUAUGCAUUGAUGUUGCAAGAGCGUUGGAUUUCCUACACGGAGGAGUAGGAAAAAUAGCAAAGGUGAUACAUAGGGACAUCAAAACUGAAAACAUCCUAUUAAACAAUGAUUGGAAAGCAAAACUGGCGGAUUUUGGGCUUUCGCUAAUAUGUUCAAUAAAUCUGGAAACAGACUAUAUCAUCGAUCAUGCGUGUGGCACAAGAGGAUACGUGGACCCACUUUAUAGACAAUCGGGAUUCCUAACCAUAGAGUCUGAUAUUUACUCGUUUGGUGUUGUUUUAUUUGAGAUUUUGUGUGGGAGAUCAACGUUUGCAAUCCACAAACAUGAGGGUCACUAUCUACCGGAUUUCAUUAAAAACAAAUUUGAAGAAGGAAAGCAUGCUGAGGUGGUGUUCGAACAAAUCAAGGAACAAAUCGUGCCGCAAUCGUUGACUACAUUUCAAGAGAUUGCCUACCAAUGCCUACAUCUUGAACGAGAAAAAAGACCGACAACAAAAGAAGUUUUGGUAGAACUUAAGAAGGCAUUGGAAUUUCAAAAAGCCCAGACAAAGUUUCCUGGGGCUGCCAAUCCUAUUCUGUCAUUUUCUAAUCUCGAUUUUAAUUUUCGUUUGGCUUUCUCAUUGCCCCAGUUGAAUUCGGAGGUUUCCAUAACUGAGACACAAUUAGUUGAGCUAUCCAGUGAAUUAAACGAUAUGAACAUGACUGGCAAAUCUGUUAUGUAA
Helianthus annuus (common sunflower) is the source of this 879-nucleotide messenger RNA. RefSeq names its product probable receptor-like protein kinase At2g23200. Lineage: Eukaryota; Viridiplantae; Streptophyta; Magnoliopsida; Asterales; Asteraceae. The transcript has 3 exons. Gene Ontology annotation, cellular component: plasma membrane; plasmodesma. Gene Ontology annotation, molecular function: transmembrane receptor protein tyrosine kinase activity; ATP binding. The record is from RefSeq and is a predicted model, not a curated record. Bases 1 to 879 code for a protein of 292 amino acids. Gene Ontology annotation, biological process: protein autophosphorylation.